Pseudopodoces humilis (Tibetan ground-tit) is the source of this 1430-nucleotide messenger RNA. It is a transcript of the gene RFXANK, whose product is annotated as regulatory factor X associated ankyrin containing protein. Gene Ontology annotation, cellular component: nucleus. Gene Ontology annotation, molecular function: protein binding. Lineage: Eukaryota; Metazoa; Chordata; Aves; Passeriformes; Paridae. Gene Ontology annotation, biological process: positive regulation of transcription by RNA polymerase II. The record is from RefSeq and is a predicted model, not a curated record.
GCUUCAGCGCUAGAACAGGGGGUCCCCACAAUUGUCACCCCCGGGGACGCUCGGUGGCUCCCGGUUCGCUCGGUGGAUCCCGGUUUGUCACUCCCGGGGACGCUCGGUGGCUCCCGGUGUAGCCGUGCCCGGCUCGGCCGCCGCGGCCCCGCUGCCCUCAGAGGGGUCCGGGGGUGUCGCGGCCUUUGCUCCGCUCGGUUCCUCCCGAGGUGUCCCCGUGGUGUCCCCGAGGUGUCCCCCGGGUGUCCCCGAGGUGUCCCCGAGGCCAGGCGGUCCCGCUGCCCCACGGCCACCCCGGGCCCGUCCCUCGUAUCGCUUUAAGGCCGCGAUCCCCGAACCCACCCGGGCCGGGCCGGGCCCGCCGCAGCAACGGGAAGUGAGGGGGGAGAGCGCCGGGGAGGCCGCGGAAGGUGAAGGAGCAGCCGGAGGUGUCGGGGAGCCCCCCGGAAUUGGGUGAAAAAAGGGGGGAAAGAGUAAAAAGGCAGCGGAGGAGCUGGUGGCCAUGGGGGACAGCGGGGUCCCCUCGGCGUGUCCCCAGCAGGAUCGGGAUGUGGCGCUCCCGGAAUGCGGCGACGGUGGAGCCGAGACCCUGCGGAAUUCCUCGGCUGCUUCCAUGGAUUCCCAGAGCAGCAGCGAGCCCCCGGCCCUGGAUGGUUUCCCCCUGAAACAUUCCAACACCUUGACCAACAGACAGCGAGGCAACGAGGUGUCAGCGCUGCCGGCCACGCUGGACACGCUGUCCAUCCACCAGCUGGCUGCCCAAGGGGAGCUCAUCCAGCUGAAGGAGCACCUGAGGAAAGGUGAGAAUUUGGUGAACAAACCCGACGAGAGAGGCUUCACCCCCCUGAUCUGGGCUGCAGCUUUCGGGGAGAUCGAGACCGUCCGGCACCUCCUGGAAUGGGGUCACCUGGCAGUGUCCCCCGGCCGUGGCUGUCCCCAGGGCGCUGACCCUCACGCGCUGGCCAAGGAGAGGGAGAGCGCGCUGGCCCUGGCCAGCAUGGGCGGCUACACCGACAUCGUCACCAUGCUGCUGGACAGGGACGUGGACAUCAACACCUACGACUGGAACGGGGGCACGCCCCUGCUCUACGCCGUGCGCGGGAACCACGUCAAGUGCGUGGAGGCCCUGCUGGCCUGCGGCGCUGACCUGACGGAGGAGGCGGAUUCGGGAUACACCCCCAUGGACCUGGCCGUGGCUCUGGGACACAAGAAAGUCCAGCAGGUGAUGGAGAACCACAUCCUGAAGCUGUUCCAGAACAAGAAGAAGAAGAAGUGAUUCCCGGGAUCACCACGGCCUCAUCCCACCAGGAGAAAUCCGGGAAUUUCUGCCCUCUGUGCACGGCUGCCAUGCCUGAAAUCCAGGGACACUCAUUCCAGCCCUGGCUGGGCCCGGCUGCCAUUGGAAGCAAACUCUUAAUUGGAAUUAAAUU